Molecule: messenger RNA, 620 nt
Organism: Nelumbo nucifera (sacred lotus)
Lineage: Eukaryota; Viridiplantae; Streptophyta; Magnoliopsida; Proteales; Nelumbonaceae
Source: RefSeq, a predicted model, not a curated record
UGAUUGGAGUGUAGCUAGUGAUUAGCAAUGGCAAUUCCGCUUGGGGCUAAGCUUAUCAUCCUACCGGCGUCCAUCAUUGGUCUCCUUGCUUCAGUCAGCACCGGCGGAAACAUACCGUAUACAAACGACAUUCUUAAUUUUGGUGAGUCACUCAACAAUGGAAACAAUAGAUGACCAUGCAGAACGACUGCAACCUGGUCUUAUAUGACAAUGACAGUGCUGUGUGGGCAUCCGGCACAUAUAGGAAGGGCGUUGCCUGCUAUCUCAAAAUGCAGAGUGACGGAAACCUUGUUAUCUACGGUUACAGUGGAGCAGUUUGGGCAACCAAUACCAUCAAAGGAGAAGGACAGUAUGUAUGCAUUCUGCAAAGUGAUCGGAAUGUUGUCAUCUAUGGUGGAGCAUUGUGGCAGUCUCGAACUAAUACAAUCACAGCCAGUGUUGUCAUAGACAGCAAGAUUACAAAUGGUCUCAAUACGACCGAGGAGGCCUCCCACCGAGUGGCGAGUUCUGAACCCGGAAUAGGUGGGAGGAAACUCGCUAAGAUGUGAUGUUGUGAUCAUAAAUCCCAUGAUGAGUGAUUUAUGUAUUUAGUAGUGUUUUCGUGUGCUAAUGAAAAAAUA